Messenger RNA from Entamoeba dispar SAW760, 492 nucleotides. RefSeq lists its product as uncharacterized. Lineage: Eukaryota; Evosea; Mastigamoebida; Endamoebidae. The transcript has 2 exons. The record is from RefSeq and is a predicted model, not a curated record. The coding region runs from base 1 to 492 and encodes 163 amino acids.
AUGAUAAAAAUGGUGGAAAUCAUCAAAUUAAAUCACUUGAAAUUAUUGAAGAAGAAAACAAAAAGUACUAAAGAGUUAUUAGGAAAUGAUAAAAGUAUUAAUGGAUUGAAUUUUGGUUUUACUGAAAGUGAAUUAUUUAAUGAUGGAGAUGAUAUUGAUUUUGCAUUACAAAAAAUCUUAUUUAGUAUUAGGAAAGUCAACAACAAGCAAAGUCAAGAACUUAUCAUUGAUACAAGUGAUAUUCUUGUUGAUGUAGAUACAUUUAUGGAAAGAUUAAUAGCUAUAGAAGAAAUUACAGGAACAACAACAAAUGACCUUAAGAUUUUAAUUUCAACAACAAUAUCAUCUAACAAAAAUACAAUAAAAAAUAAUGAAGCUUCUACACAUACACUCUUUUGGAUUUGUUUCUUUUUAAUGCAAUUUUGUACUGUUGUAUUGGUCUUAAAUUUAUUGAAGAAGAAAAGAGAUAUGAAUCAAAGAAAAGCAAUUUAA